AUCGACUCAGCUGGAGUUGGUUGGAGCUGACUGAUCAUCCGUAAUCUUUUUUUUUCUCAUCUGUAAUCUUUGAAGACUUCUUAUCUCUUUUAUCCAAAGAGCAGAGCAGAGGAGACAGACAAAAUGAGAUAAGGAUUUUGAAGCCUCUCACUUCUUUCCUGGCUUCUCUUUAGGCUUAUUUGUCAAGGAAAGUAGCGAUUUUUUCUCGGUUUAGUUUCUCUUGGAGAGCAAAGACGAGCUUAAAGGUGAUGGCUACGGUUAGUCCUUCUUCUAUCAGCAAAGCCGGCCUCAUUCCCGGAGCUGCUUUUACUGUAAAGAAGAAUGAUUACUCCUUCAAAUGUUGCUUCUGGCGUAAAGCUGGACAAAAACAUUAUAUACCAUCAUCAAGUCAGACACUCGUCUUGCCUCUUUCUACUUCGCUUAAACUGUUUCCUACUCAUGGAAGGCAGCUUGUGUUGAAUCCUCAUCGUAGUAGAGCCGCCACAGGGACUGAUGUUGUGGCAACAGUAGAGGAACAAGACUCUCCUCCUCCUCCUGUUGCUAAUGAUGCAGCUCCUACUACAAUAUCUCAGUCAAGGGGAACAUCAAGACCAGGAAGGAAGAGUGAGAUGCCUUCAAUUAAAAACGAGGAGCUUGUUGCUGGAGCUACCUUCACCGGUAAAGUAAGAGCCAUCCAGCCCUUUGGUGCUUUUGUUGACUUUGGUGCCUUCACUGAUGGAUUAGUCCAUGUCUCUCAACUGAGUGACACCUUUGUUAAAGAUGUCGCGAGUGUUGUCACUAUUGGGCAAGAGGUGAAAGUAAGGCUGGUGGAAGUUGACAUUGAGUCCAAACGUAUUUCUCUUACUAUGCGUGAGAAUGAUGAUCCUCCCAAACGCCAGCCCGGUGGUGGUGGUGGUAGUGAUAGUAAGCCGAGGGGUGGUGGGAAGAGGAAUGCUUCAAAGGAAGAUGGGUUCAGCUCAAAGUAUGUGAAAGGGCAGAUGUUGGAUGGGACGGUGAAGAAUCUGACUAGGUCAGGAGCGUUUAUAACUAUAGGAGAAGGUGAAGAAGGGUUUCUACCUACGAAUGAGGAAGCAGAUGAUGGGAUUGGGAGCAUGAUGAUGGGUGGUGGCUCUUCGUUGCAAGCUGGACAGGAGGUUAAGGUUCGUGUGUUGCGGAUAGCUAGAGGACGUGUUACUUUGACUAUGAAAGAGGAAGAUGAUGGCAAGUUUGACGAAACGCUUAGUCAAGGAGUUGUGCAUACAGCAACGAAUCCGUUUGUGCUUGCUUUCCGAAAGAACGAGGAGAUCGCUGCGUUUCUUGACAAGAGGGAGGAAGAAGCAGAGGAGAAACCAGUAGAGCCUGUGACUGUGACUGUGAGUGAAUCAGAAGAAGCUGUAGUAUCUGAAGAAACAAGUGAAGAGGUUGUCUCAUCAGAAACUCCCAAGAUAGAAGAAGUGAUAGAGACCAAAGCUCAAGAUGCUUCGCAGGAGUCAACACUUGGUGCAGCAGCUGAAGUUGAAGAGGUGGAAAAGAUUGAGGAAACCUCAGAUGCUCCUUCAGUUCCAGAAACCAAAAAUGAAGAGGAAGUUGCUUGAGGAGCCUUACACUAAAGAUGGCAGUGUCUUGGUAAAGGAUCUUGUGAAGUAAACUGUGGCUACUCUUGGUGAAAACAUCAAAGUCAGGAGGUUUGUCAAGUUUACUCUUGGAGAAGACAACUGAGUGAGAAAAAAAAUCAGUUUUCAAAUCAGUUUCAUUUUUUUUUUUUGUAGACAAUCUUCAGUAUUCACCACCUUUAAUUAGAGCUGUAAUUGUUUUGUUCAUGAAAUAUAAGAUUGUUCCCAUAA
This is a messenger RNA of Brassica rapa (field mustard), 1823 nucleotides long. RefSeq names its product 30S ribosomal protein S1. Gene Ontology annotation, biological process: translation. Lineage: Eukaryota; Viridiplantae; Streptophyta; Magnoliopsida; Brassicales; Brassicaceae. Gene Ontology annotation, cellular component: chloroplast stroma. Gene Ontology annotation, molecular function: mRNA binding; structural constituent of ribosome. The record is from RefSeq and is a predicted model, not a curated record.